AUGACCUGCAUAAGACUUGAAGUCCUUCACCUCGAGCCGCUCGAGCAUCUUGUCUGGCCGGCGUCUCACGAGAAGAGCUGCUCGUGGGUUGACAGAGCGGCUAGUCUGGCUCGACUGCCUCCCAAGCAGGUCCUACUAGCGCUCAGCGUAGCAGCUUACCUCGGCCGUUGCGCUGAUCCGGCUCAUCUAUCGAGGAUCAGCUUGAGCCUCUUCAACGGCUCGGCGCUCUCGCACUAUCUCGACGAGCCGACAACAGAGUCAUUUGCAGCUGUCGCAGGUGCUGACCAUCCAAGCAAGUGCUUCAACGCGACUCAGUGGAGUCACCUCUCUUACCAAGAGUCUAUCGACCUUUUCAGCUCGACCUUCAACUCGGACGAUCCAGCCUCUGUGCGAUACGGCUGUCCGGGACGAUCAACCUGCUUUGCGAGACGUUACGCCCGCUUGCUUCGGUCCGCCGGGCUGAUCAGGAGCAGCUCAGCACGAUCUCACGCGGCUGCUCACCUCUCGGACGAUUCGACCUCGUCAGGCUUUGCCUCUACAGCCUCGUCCUUAAGCGCAUCUCGUCUGACCGGCGUCAAUAUGGCGCCAGGGAAAUCGCAAGCAAGAAUCUACGCCGAUGUGAACGAGCAAUACGGCAGAGCUUGGUGGGACUAUGACAACCUCAUGGUAUCUUGGGGGAUCCAAGACAACUACGAAGUCGUCAGAAAAGUCGGUCGCGGCAAAUACUCUGAAGUCUUUGAAGGCAUCAACAUUGCCAACGAUGAAAAGUGCGUCAUCAAAGUCUUGAAGCCUGUCAAGAAGAAGAAGAUCAAGCGAGAGAUCAAGAUCCUACAGAACUUAGCUGGCGGACCCAACGUCAUCGGUCUCCUGGACGUCGUCCGGGAUCCACAGAGCAAAACUCCCUCAAUCAUCUUCGAGUACGUCAACAACACAGACUUUAAAGUCCUCUAUCCCAAAUUUACCGACUAUGACGUCCGGUAUUACAUCCUCGAACUCCUCAAAGCACUCGACUUUUGCCACUCUCGAGGCAUCAUGCACCGCGACGUCAAGCCCCAUAAUGUCAUGAUAGACCACGAGAAUCGCAAGCUCCGACUGAUCGAUUGGGGUCUAGCCGAAUUUUACCACCCGAACACAGAGUACAAUGUUCGCGUGGCAUCACGCUACUUCAAAGGGCCAGAGCUACUCGUCGACUUUCAAGAGUACGAUUACAGUCUCGACCUGUGGAGUCUUGGAGCCAUGUUUGCUUCUAUGAUAUUCCGCAAGGAGCCAUUCUUUCAUGGCCACGACAACUAUGAUCAAUUGGUCAAGAUUGCCAAAGUACUCGGCACAGACGAGCUAUAUGCCUAUCUGGAAAAGUACGACAUCGAUCUAGACGCCCAGUAUGACGACAUACUUGGCCGUUAUUCGCGCAAGGCCUGGAGUCGCUUCAUAACAUCCGAGAAUCAGCGGUACAUCUCGAACGUCGCCAUUGACUUUCUAGACCGUCUGCUCAAAUACGAUCACGCCGAACGUCUGACUGCACGAGAGGCCAUCGAUCACCCUUAUUUCCAGCCUGUGAUAGAGAAAGAAGGGCUACGAUUAGAACAUUAG
Mixia osmundae IAM 14324 is the source of this 1590-nucleotide messenger RNA. RefSeq lists its product as uncharacterized. Gene Ontology annotation, biological process: regulation of transcription by RNA polymerase I; regulation of transcription by RNA polymerase III; protein phosphorylation. The transcript is spliced from 9 exons. The record is from RefSeq and is a predicted model, not a curated record. Gene Ontology annotation, cellular component: protein kinase CK2 complex; cytosol; nucleus. Bases 1 to 1590 code for a protein of 529 amino acids. NCBI's taxonomy places the organism in Eukaryota, Fungi, Basidiomycota, Mixiomycetes, Mixiales, Mixiaceae. Gene Ontology annotation, molecular function: ATP binding; protein serine/threonine kinase activity.